Messenger RNA from Symphalangus syndactylus (siamang), 4766 nucleotides. RefSeq names its product signal peptide, CUB domain and EGF like domain containing 2 (gene SCUBE2). The record is from RefSeq and is a predicted model, not a curated record. NCBI's taxonomy places the organism in Eukaryota, Metazoa, Chordata, Mammalia, Primates, Hylobatidae. Gene Ontology annotation, molecular function: calcium ion binding. Gene Ontology annotation, biological process: signal transduction. Gene Ontology annotation, cellular component: cell surface.
GGGCGGGGCCGGGCCGGGGGUGGCGGCGGCAGCGGGCAGGGCGUCCGCACACACCUCCCCGCGCCGCCGCCGCCAUCGCCCGCAUUCCGCCGCCUCUGCCCGCAACCGCUGAGCCAUCCAUGGGGGUCGCGGGCCGCAACCGUCCCGGGGCGGCCCGGGCGGUGCUGCUGUUGCUGCUGCCACCGCUGCUGCUGGCGGGGGCCGUCCCGCCGGGUCGGGGCCGUGCCGCGGGGCCGCCGGAGGAUGUGGAUGAGUGUGCCCAAGGGCUAGAUGACUGCCAUGCCGACGCCCUGUGUCAGAACACACCCACCUCCUACAAGUGCUCCUGCAAGCCUGGCUACCAAGGGGAAGGCAGGCAGUGUGAGGACAUCGAUGAAUGUGGAAAUGAGCUCAAUGGAGGCUGUGUCCAUGACUGUUUGAAUAUUCCAGGCAAUUAUCGUUGCACUUGUUUUGAUGGCUUCAUGUUGGCUCAUGACGGUCAUAAUUGUCUUGAUGUGGACGAGUGCCUGGAGAACAAUGGCGGCUGCCAGCACACCUGUGUCAACAUCAUGGGGAGCUAUGAGUGCUGCUGCAAGGAGGGGUUUUUCCUGAGUGACAAUCAGCACACCUGCAUUCACCGCUCGGAAGAGGGCCUGAGCUGCAUGAAUAAGGAUCACGGCUGUAGUCACAUCUGCAAGGAGGCCCCAAGGGGCAGCGUCGCCUGUGAGUGCAGGCCUGGUUUUGAGCUGGCCAAGAACCAGAGAGACUGCAUCUUGACCUGUAACCAUGGGAACGGUGGGUGCCAGCACUCUUGUGAAGAUACAGCUAACGGCCCAGAGUGCAGCUGCCAUCCACAGUACAAGAUGCACACAGAUGGGAGGAGCUGCCUUGAGCGAGAGGACACUGCCCUGGAGGUGACAGAGAGCAACGCCACAUCAGUGGUGGAUGGGGAUAAACGGGUGAAACGGCGGCUGCUCAUGGAAACGUGUGCUGUCAACAAUGGAGGCUGUGACCGCACCUGUAAGGAUACUUCGACAGGUGUCCACUGCAGUUGUCCUGUUGGAUUCACUCUCCAGUUGGAUGGGAAGACGUGUAAAGAUAUUGAUGAGUGCCAGACCCGCAAUGGAGGUUGUGAUCAUUUCUGCAAAAACACUGUGGGCAGUUUUGACUGCAGCUGCAAGAAAGGAUUUAAAUUAUUAACAGAUGAGAAGUCUUGCCAAGAUGUGGAUGAGUGCUCUUUGGAUAGGACCUGUGACCACAGCUGCAUCAACCACCCUGGCACAUUUGCUUGUGUUUGCAACCGAGGGUACACCCUGUAUGGCUUCACCCACUGUGGAGACACCAAUGAGUGCAGUGUCAACAACGGAGGCUGUCAGCAGGUCUGUGUGAACACAGUGGGCAGCUACGAAUGCCAGUGCCACCCUGGGUACAAGCUCCACUGGAAUAAAAAAGACUGUGUGGAAGUGAAGGGGCUCCUGCCAACAAGUGUGUCACCCCGUGUGUCCCUGCACUGCGGUAAGAGUGGUGGAGGAGACGGGUGCUUCCUCAGAUGUCACUCUGGCAUUCACCUCUCUUCAGGACUGCAAGGGGCCUACUCUGUCACCUGCGGCUCUUCCUCUCCUCUCAGGAGCAAACAACAAAAAUCAAAUGACUCUGCUUUUGGGGAUGUCGCCAGCAUCAGGACAAGUGUAACCUUUAAGCUAAAUGAAGGCAAGUGUAGUUUGAAAAAGGCUGAGCUGUUUCCCGAGGGUCUGCGACCAGCACUACCAGAGAAACACAGCUCAGUAAAAGAGAGCUUCCGCUACGUAAACCUUACAUGCAGCUCUGGCAAGCAAGUCCCAGGAGCCCCUGGCCGACCAAGCGCCCCUAAGGAAAUGUUUAUCACUGUUGAGUUUGAGCUUGAGACUAACCAAAAGGAGGUGACAGCUUCUUGUGACCUGAGCUGCAUCGUAAAGCGAACCGAGAAGCGGCUGCGUAAAGCCAUCCGCACGCUCAGAAAGGCCGUCCACAGGGAGCAGUUUCACCUCCAGCUCUCAGGCACGAACCUCGACGUGGCUAAAAAGCCUCCCAGAACAUCUGAACGCCAGGCAGAGUCCUGUGGAGUGGGCCAGGGCCAUGUAGAAAACCAGUGUGUCAGUUGCAGGGCUGGGACCUAUUAUGAUGGAGCACAAGAACGCUGCAUUUUAUGUCCAAAUGGAAUCUUCCAAAAUGAGGAAGGACAAAUUACUUGUGAACCAUGCUCAAGACCAGGAAAUUCUGGGGCCCUGAAGACCCCAGAAGCUUGGAAUGUGUCUGAAUGUGGAGGUCUGUGUCAACCUGGUGAAUAUUCUGCAGAUGGCUUCGCACCUUGCCAGCUCUGUGCCCUGGGCACGUUCCAGCCUGAAGCUGGUCGAACUUCCUGCUUCCCCUGUGGAGGAGGCCUUCCCACCAAACAUCAGGGAGCUACUUCCUUUCAGGACUGUGAAACCAGAGUUCAAUGUUCACCUGGACAUUUCUACAACACCACCACUCACCGAUGUAUUCGUUGCCCAGUGGGAACAUACCAGCCUGAAUUUGGAAAAAAUAAUUGUGUUUCUUGCCCAGGAAAUACUACGACUGACUUUGAUGGCUCUACAAACAUAACCCAGUGUAAAAACAGAAGAUGUGGAGGGGAGCUGGGAGAUUUCACUGGAUACAUUGAAUCCCCAAACUACCCAGGCAAUUACCCAGCCAACACUGAGUGUACGUGGACCAUCAACCCACCCCCCAAGCGCCGCAUCCUGAUCGUGGUCCCUGAGAUCUUCCUGCCCAUAGAGGACGACUGUGGAGACUAUCUGGUGAUGCGGAAAACCUCUUCAUCCAAUUCUGUGACAACGUAUGAAACCUGCCAGACCUACGAACGCCCCAUCGCCUUCACCUCCAGGUCAAAGAAGCUGUGGAUUCAGUUUAAGUCCAAUGAAGGGAACAGCGCUAGAGGGUUCCACGUCCCAUACGUGACAUAUGAUGAGGACUACCAGGAACUAAUUGAAGACAUAGUUCGAGAUGGCAGGCUCUAUGCAUCUGAGAACCAUCAGGAAAUACUUAAGGAUAAGAAACUUAUCAAGGCUCUGUUUGAUGUCCUGGCCCAUCCCCAGAACUAUUUCAAGUACACAGCCCAGGAGUCCCGAGAGAUGUUUCCAAGAUCUUUCAUCCGAUUGCUACGUUCCAAAGUGUCCAGGUUUUUGAGGCCUUACAAAUGACUCAGCCCACGUGCCACUCUACAAAUGUUCUGCUAUAGGGUUGGUGGGACAGAGCUGCCUUCCUUCUGCAUGUCAGCACAGUCGGAUAUUGCUGCCUCCAGUAUCAGUGACUCAUUAGAGUUCAAUUUUUAUAGAUAAUCCAGAUAUUUUGGUAAAUUGAACUUGGUUUUUCUUUCCCAGCAUCGUGGAUGUAGACUGAGAAUGGCUUUGAGUGGCAUCAGCUUCUCACUGCUGUGGGCGGAUGUCUUGGAUACAUCAAGGGCUGGCUGAGCUGGACUUUGGUCAGCCUAGGUGAGACUCACCUGUCCUUCUGGGGUCUUACUCCUCCUCAAGGAGUCUGUAGUGGAAAGGAGGCCACAGAAUAGGCUGCUUAUUCUGAAACUUCAGCUUCCUCUAGCCCGGCCCUCUCUAAGGGAGCCCUCUGCACUCGUGUGCAGGCUCUGACCAGGCAGAACAGGCAAGAGAGGAGGGAAGGAGACCCCUGCAGGCUCCCUCCAUCCACCUUGAGACCUGGGAGGACUCGGUUUCUCCACAGCCUUCUCCAGCCUGUGUGAUACAAGUUUGAUCCCAGGAGUUUGAGUUCUAAGCAGUGCUCAUGAAAAAAAUACUUAAAGCAGAAAGAAUUAGAAAUAAAUAAAAACUAAGCACUUCUGGAGACAUAAAAAUGUACAUUUAUUGCCAGCCUUCCUCGUUGCCAGCUUCCACCCUGCAGCAAAUGCACAGUGCUGACUCUCGCACCUUCAGCUGUGCCCUCCGACACUCUGCUGGCCAUUGCCUGAGGGACUGGGGAGUUCAGGUGAAAUGUAAUUACCUCAGUGGAUGAGAAUCAUCAAUUGUCAUGAAAAGAAGAUUUCACCAACCCUGAGUCAGUAUUGCCAAGGGUUCUACUCCCCAAGUGGACUUCCCAUCACAAGGGAUCUGAGGUCCAGGUGGGUGUGGUGAGGCCCAGCCUGUCAUGUAUGCCUUCCUUCGCCACUCUCAAAUGUGAGAGACGGACUCUGCUCCGUGGACAUGAGCAGCCCCUUGAAGGUGGUCUCAUUCUCUAACAGUAACAGCACUGCCAGAAACACCCUCUAAAUGCCACACGGUCAUCUCACUUUAGGUCAGCCCAGCAGGGCCUCACGAUCAUUUCUUGAACUUGAAUUUUCAGUGUUAUUGAAUCUUUAAACAUUUAAAUCCCCAAGCAAAAAUCUCAUUACAGUGAAUAAAAGGGAAUCCAAUCAAACAAGCCACCAUUUCCCUAAUGGAUGGACUACCUACAACUAUGGUGUUUUGUUAUUUCAAUAACAAUUCUAUGCACAGCCAAUUCUCCAUACCAAAGUACUAAAAAAAUGUUUAACAAGCAUUUUUGAAGAAAACAAAGAGAACUUCAUUAUGGUUAAACUUGCUUUUCAUCUCAGUGUUGCUUUUUUUAACCUGUUAAUAACAUUGUUCUUAAAAAGUCCUAAUCAAACUUCUUUAUUUGGAUGGGCCCUAAAUAUUCAUUUUCAGAUUUCUCUUCAAAAGUUUGAACAUCAUCAUUAAAAAAAAAUAGCAUUAAAACAAGCACUUGGACUUUGUUUUACUGGA